This is a messenger RNA of Gambusia affinis (western mosquitofish), 2716 nucleotides long. It is a transcript of the gene fam241a, whose product is annotated as family with sequence similarity 241 member A. The transcript is spliced from 2 exons. Lineage: Eukaryota; Metazoa; Chordata; Actinopteri; Cyprinodontiformes; Poeciliidae. Gene Ontology annotation, cellular component: intracellular membrane-bounded organelle. The record is from RefSeq and is a predicted model, not a curated record. Bases 172 to 561 code for a protein of 129 amino acids.
CUGAUGUGUCAUUAAAUGUCAGCAGAAGCAGUGACUCUCCCUGGCCGGCAGGGGGCGCGCCGCACCUCGCUGUCUGUAAUCGGGAAGCCUCUCCUUCUCCCUCUCUGGGCAGACUCCAACUGCUGCUUUCCCUGAUUAGUUCCCUUCGGUUCUGGAAGUUGUUAUCCCAACAUGUCGGCCUUACUCGACCAUGGAGACGGACUCUCUGUGGAGGACGAGAGGAGGCGAAGCGCGGCGCAGACCUUCCGCGGGGAUCUGCACUCAGUCCGGAUGGAUCCCAGCCGGACCCGAACACGCCCUCCAAACGAAGCCGUGCUGCAGCGAUCCCAUGAUCCGGUGGUCCCAGCUCCUCAGUUGGACGACUGCGAGAGGAUGGGGACUCUGUUUGGGAUGAUCAACAAGUGCCUGCGGGGCCUGGGCUUCAACCAGGUCUACUUUGGGGACCGGACAGUGGAGCCAGUGGUGGUGCUGGUCUUCUGGGUUCUGCUCUGGUUUCUGGGUUUUCAGGCUUUGGGAUUGGUGGGAACUCUGUGCAUCAUCAUCAUCUACAUCCAGAAGUGAUGAUCCGAGUGGAGCUGCUGGAUUCUUUCGGCGCAGACUGGUUUUAUGCUGACAGCAGGUCAUAGUCAGGUGUUUGGUGGAGCAUCGCUAGUGGAAGUCUGAAGUUAUUUAAGGUGGAAAUAAACCCUCAUCUGCGAACGUUUGGGUUUCCUCCUGGACAAUCAAAUGGAACUGUUAUUUCCUGCUUUAAUUAUAAUAAUAGAAGCUCUGUGCAUUAACAGCCAAAGAUGAUAAUUUCCUCCAAACACCCUGAUCAUUUCCUGUUUCCUAUUUAAUGACUAAGCUGGUUCCUGGUUUGCUUUUAAAAUAUUUGCCUUCACCUUCCGUUUCUGAUUUCCAGUGAUCAUUCAAGCAUAUUCUAGAAAAUAUUCGGUCCAGUUUACCUUUCACCGUGAUGCCCAUAUCACCCCCCAUCCAAUAGAUUCACAGAACACUGUUUGUGUUCAGGAGCUUCACUGCAAAACACAAAAUCUUACCAGGUAUUUUGUGUCUAGUUUUUAGUACAAAUAUCUUUUUACACUCAAAAUAAGACAAAACUGACUUAUAAGUAAAUGUUUAGCAAGAUAUAGGAGAUUGUUUUAAGUAAAUAAUUCUUUAAUAUUGAUCAAAAAGAUCAAUUGGUAGAUUAUCUCUUCUGAGUGAAAUAAUCUGUCAGUAGAACUAGUAUUUUUUUUUUAUCAAUAUUAAGAAAUUAUUGAAUGAAAAUAAGUUUCUAUUUCUUUCUGAAAAGUUGUUUGUGACUUAGUUUUCUUAUAUCAAAUGUAUUAAGAUAUUUUCACUAGAAAUUAGAUGAAAUUACUUUGUAAGAUUUUGUGUUUUUGUUGAAAAGUAUCAUGGUGGUGUAUUGUGUGUGAACUUCCAUUUAUUCGAAUCGGUUCUAGAUAAACUCUGGUUCUGAUAAACUCUGGUUCUGAAUGCAGUUCUGCCUCACAUCAAUUCCGGUUUUUCAGGUUCUGUUCAUAAUUGGAGAAACCAACUGUGCAGCUUUGCCUCACUCUGAGUCAUUUUUUCCCCCUAACAGUUGAUUGUUUGUAGAUACUGAUGAGGAUCAAACAUGGAUACAGCCUCUUAUCUUUGCUUUGAAACAUAUCUGAUAUAAAAUAAGCAGCUUGGACUCAAAAGUUGGAGCUAAGUUGCUUUCAGAGGAGGCUUUCUUUGUGUUUAUUGGUUCAGAGGAAACUAUACAUAUAGUUAAAACUGAGGCGUCACUGAACAUAUCUUCACGCAGUCUGCAAGCUUUACCUACAUUGAAUGUGAUUAAAUGAGGCUUUCUGCUAUAUUUACUACAAAAACAUACAUUCUUACCAAGUAUUUUGUUCUAGUUUUUAGUUCAAAUAUCUUAGUACAGUGGAAAUAAGAUAAAACUAACUUACAAGUAACUUUUCAGCAAGACAGUAAUUCCUUAAUACUUACUAAAAAGUUCUUGUUCCACUGACAGAUUUUCACGUAUAAUGAGACAUUUUCCCAUGUUUUAAGUAAGACUUUUACUUAUUUUUAAUAAAUACUAAGGAAUUAUUUACUUAAAACAAACUCUUAUAUUUUGCUGAAAAGUUACUUGCAAGAUGUUUGGUUGUACUUCAAGUGUACAAAGAUAUUUGCACUACAUACCAGACCAAAAAUACUUUUGGUCUCAAAUCAGAUUCAACAUCAAUUUGGAGAAAAAGCACUAAAGAUAGAAACCUUUUUAUUUAUCCUACAUGAGAACAUUGUGUUUCUGACACUGCAAAGUUGGUUUAAAAUGUGAAUUUAAUAAACAGUUUGCUGAUUAUACAUCUCUGGUACGCUCUGUCCACUGAACUUAAACGUCAGCUGUCUAACCACAGGGUGAAACCAAAAGCACAGAUGAUUAAAUAUUACUUACUGUGUUUAACUUUUCCCUCCCUUGUAUCAGGGAUAUAAUUAAGCAUGUUGGAAAACCUUUCCGAAUUUGUAUUUUAGCACAUUUAGGAUGAUUAUGAACCUUUUGUGUUUGAUAUUUUAACAUUUUCACUGACUUGCUUCAAAGUAUGUGGCACCGCGACCCAACUUUGAACCAAAGCCUGUUUGAGGAAACGACUACCUGUAAGAGUGUAUUUUAGGCGCCCCCUCGUGGACAGAGGGGUUAUUUUUCUCUGCUUUUGUCUUCCAUUGCAAUAAAUGAGCAAUUUCUAUUUUA